Messenger RNA from Drosophila innubila, 2700 nucleotides. RefSeq names its product nucleolar protein 14 homolog. The transcript is spliced from 3 exons. Gene Ontology annotation, biological process: maturation of SSU-rRNA. Bases 51 to 2618 code for a protein of 855 amino acids. Lineage: Eukaryota; Metazoa; Arthropoda; Insecta; Diptera; Drosophilidae. Gene Ontology annotation, cellular component: Noc4p-Nop14p complex; small-subunit processome; nucleolus. The record is from RefSeq and is a predicted model, not a curated record.
UUGUUCCGGCAUUCAAUUUAAAUUGCUUAAACUUAAAGUAAAUCCACAAAAUGGGAGGCAAGAAUAAUAAAAAGUCCCGCGCUGAUGCGGUGUCCUCCAAGAAAUCAGUACCGAACACUAAUCCUUUCGACACGGCGAUCGCCCAAACCGCUAAGCGAUUAAAUCCAUUCGACGUGCAUGUAAAUAAGGAGAAGUUCAAAAUCUUGGGUCGGAUCUGCAAGCAUGACCGAGGCAUGCCUGGCGUUUCACGAGCCAAGGCGCUGCAGAAGCGCGCUCAGACAAUCGGCAAGCAAUAUGCGGUUAAAAACAAGACCAACAAAUUUAUGGAUCAUCGCAUUGGCAAACAUCUGAGCGGUGACCAGCUGACCGAGUCGGUGAUGAAUGCCCGCUAUCUGUCUGAGAAGCUAGCACAAGUGCGAGCCUCCAACAAGGCGGAGAAGUUCAAUCUGAAUGACGAUGAACUGCUCACACAUAGAGGACAAACGCUCGAGGAGAUUGAGCAGUACAGAGACGAGCGAUCCGAUGACGAGGAGCUGGACGACGAGGUGGAUGCUGAGUUCACGUCCACGGCUCAUUUCGGCGGAGAUGGCGAUACGCCACAGGAUCGCCAAACAGCCAUUGAAGAAAUGAUUAGUGAACAGAAGCGUCGCAAGAAUGAAAUUGCCAAGGAUAAGGAUGAAGUGUAUGACCUGACUGAGAAAUUGGAUGCCAACUACAAACAGCUAUUGCCGCUCGUAGCAAAGGCAACCAAGGAUGAACAGCAUGAAAAGCCACCGCCAGAUGCAUAUGACAAAUUGCUUAAGGAGAUGAUCUUCGAACCGCGUGGCAGUGUCACGGACAAACUCAUAAAACCCGAAGAACUCGCCAAACAGGAGGCAGCGCGUCUGGAGAAACUUGAAAACGAAAGAUUGCGACGCAUGAAGGCGGAUGGUGAGGAGCAGGAAACAAAUGUACAGGUCACACAUCGUUCCGCUGAUGACCUGGACGAUGGUUACUUUGUGGCGGGCAACGAGGACGAUGCAGACGAUACGCUAGCCUAUGAUUUGGAUGGCAAUCUUGGCACGCAUCUGAAUGACAGAAAGCAGCCAAAUAAAUCAGCAGCAAAGCAGAGGGAUGAUGAUGACAACGUUGAUGAUGGAAGUGAAGAUGAAGAUGAAGGUGAAGAAGAGGAAGAAGAUAGCGACUCUGAGGUAGAUAACUUAAGUGAUCUUAAGGAAUCGGAAAGCGAGUCCGAGCCAGAAGAAAUACCACAGCCAUCUAAAAGUAAAGCCAAGUCUCCAAAAGAGAAAUCAUCGAAACCAAUAGAUAUGAGCAUACCCUUUACCAUCAAGAUGUCGAAGACUUAUGAGGACUUUACCGAACUACUUGGCAAGUAUACGCCGGCACAGCGGGCGAUCGUUGUGGAGCGUAUUAUCAAGUGCAAUGAUCCCAAGCUGGAGGGCGUCAAUCGUGAAAGUGUUGUGAAACUUUUUGCCUUUCUGCUGCAGUACAUUAAGGACCUGUUCGAGGAUGCCAGUGAGCAGGAUAUCCUUCCACAUUUCCAGCUUGUUUCGCUGCUAAUGCCGCACCUCUAUGACCUAAUACAACUUAAUCCCGAGCGCAUGUCCAACACGCUGCUGGAUGUGAUCAAGGAGAAGUAUGCUGACUAUCGCAAAAAUCACAAGGCUUAUCCAUCGCUGGAAACACUCAUCUACUUUAAGCUCGUCUCGAAUAUGUAUUCCACUUCGGACUUUCGGCAUCCUGUGGCCACGCCCACAUACAUUUUCAUGCAGCACAUUCUGUCGAGGGCGCGUGUUCGCACUCGUCAGGAUAUUGCCAUGGGUCUAUUCAUAGUUACCAUUGCCCAGGAGUUUGGAUCGCGCUCCAAGCGUUUUUUGCCUGCCGUCUUCAAUUUCCUGCAGGGCAUUGUACACAUGGCUAUACCCAAGCGGGAAGCGGAGCAGCUGGAGAUUGUGCCGCCUUUUGAGCGGGAUGGACUCUUUAGCAAACUACUGGCCAUUCCAGCCACCAGCGAGAGCAAGUCCCUUGGGCCCCAGCAAAUGCAGGCGGCUGAUCUGGUGACGCUCUCACUCACACUGGACUUUAAAGUACGGGCACUGGAUACUGCGUUGCGUCUAAUCCACCAAGUCAUGGAGGAACUUGUGAGUGAGCACACUGGCGCCUGCUUUUUGGCCACACCUUUCUUGGCUCUGCUGGAACGUCUGCCGUUAGAACCCUAUCCCGAACAUGUACAUCAACACUAUGCCGAGGCUAAAUCUCUGGUGGAGCGUUUGGCGGCACAGAAAAUGAAACCUCUGGCGCCUCCAGAUAGAAAGCCAAAGGCAUUGCGUCUGCUGGAGCCGCGCUUUGAAGUCGUCUACGAUGACAAGCGACGUCCCAAGUUGUCCAAGCAGAAGGAGGAGCGUGUCAAGCUGCUGCACAAGAUCAAGCGUGAGAAGAAGGGUGCGAUUCGGGAAAUACGACGAGACACGGCCUUUGUACAGGAUCUCAAGCUUAAGCAACAGCUGCAAAGCGACAAGGAGCGUAACGAGAAGGUCAAGCGGAUCUACCAGGAAGCAUCCAUGCAGCAAGGCGAGCUCAACGAACUGGCGCGUGCCAAGAAGCGUAAAAAGUUCUAAGUGUCUUCCGCAACUUGUGUUUAUAAUUACAAUUAUUAUUCUUAUUAUUAUUAAUAUUAUAAAAGAAAAGUAUGUACAUAUA